CAAAGUACUACCUCUAGCAUAACGUUACGAUGCGCAUCGAGCUACGUCAAGCGACGGCACUUGGGACUGCGACCAUGGCUGCUCUAUCUAUCGGCUGCAUGUUGGUAUGGCGAGCAACAGACGCCCAUGAUCCUCCCGACGACGCUGAGGUCAAUGUUGCCAGCGACACGCUCCACCCGCAGGACACGGAGAACGUGUACGAUCUUGUCCAGACUGUGCGAACCCCUGGCAGUCCGCACGUCUUGCGCGCUGUCCGCCGUCUUGGUGACCUCUCCGUCUUCAAGCGCUUUCAAACGCAGAUUGGCGACUAUGGUGGGAUUCAAGCUCUUAUAGACUUGUUGCCAAUCGAUUGCAGGAACAUGGACAGCGACUCGAAGGACUUGACCGUGGCCAUACUUGUUGCCUUGAACAACCUCAGCGUACACGGCACGAACCACAGUAUCAUGCACGCUGCACAUGUGGAGUUCUUGGUCGCGGAGGUAUACGAACAGCCAUCACUGGACUUAUCGGUGAGGUUACCCUGCCUUCGGCUGUUGUGCAAUCUCGCAAUGUGGGCUGAAUCCUCGCAAACGCUACUGGCGUUGCCUGUGAUCCAUACUUUGGCGGCAGACCUGCUCACGUCAUCCUCCGCGGACUGGAGUGACAAAAUACUGCAGUUGUUUGUCAACUUGACCGACCCAGCGUCACUGGCAUCCGUGGUAUUGACCCAGCAUGCCGCGGUGGAGAGCAUCGUGGACGCGACCAUCAGCUUUUGCGAAGUCGAGGGUGAUCACGUCACUAGUCGGCAGCACGACAACGCACAAAUCAUCGUUCGAAAUGUCACUUUGAUCACGUCAUCGGUUCAACCAGUUCAAAGUUGAAUGGAACUCAAUUUGGACAUUAUUGUACUGGGACACAAAGUUUGGCGCAUCUACUGAAGUAUAGUAGUACUCGGGAAAGCUAUAGGUUAGUUAACGUUAAUAUUAUUCACGAACGCGAGUUCGUCGGCCGAUAAUCCGUGCAUGGCAGUCGCCGACACAAAUGCCCACAUGGA
Aphanomyces astaci is the source of this 1033-nucleotide messenger RNA. RefSeq lists its product as hypothetical. The transcript has 5 exons. The record is from RefSeq and is a predicted model, not a curated record. NCBI's taxonomy places the organism in Eukaryota, Oomycota, Saprolegniomycetes, Saprolegniales, Verrucalvaceae. Bases 30 to 860 code for a protein of 276 amino acids.